Messenger RNA from Lindgomyces ingoldianus, 2913 nucleotides. Its product is annotated as kinesin-domain-containing protein. The record is from RefSeq and is a predicted model, not a curated record. Gene Ontology annotation, molecular function: ATP binding; microtubule binding; microtubule motor activity. Lineage: Eukaryota; Fungi; Ascomycota; Dothideomycetes; Pleosporales; Lindgomycetaceae. The coding region runs from base 1 to 2913 and encodes 970 amino acids. Gene Ontology annotation, biological process: microtubule-based movement. The transcript has 2 exons.
AUGACGACCACGCUUCCACGUCCGUCGCGGCCUUUAAUCGCUCCUCCCACCGGCCCUCUGCCUUCACUGCCCGUGCCGAAAUCCCGCAGCUCCAAUGUGAGCCCCGCGUCGGCGCGAGCUUCUUCAGCGUCUUUGCUACCCUCCCCCGCCGUAUCCCUCCGCGCAGUUUCUUCCUCAGCGCUGCCUCAGAGGCCGAUACUCAAGAGUCAUCCCAACUCUACCUCGAAUGUUCCUACCCUGAACACCGAUGCCUCCCCGGCAGGUCCUCUGCCACCCGGGAAGUCGCUGCGGAAGACCAUCAGCAUCGGUGCUUUCCCGCAGCCCCCAAAACAUGUUGGGAGAACGGCAAGUCAUCCUCCUAGCCCUCUGUCGGCAAGUUCGACUCCUAGUAGUGACACGCUGCAUCAGAGGUUGUCGUCGGGAUCCAAGGCCACCCCCAAGACUACCCCUUCAAGAGAGGGCAGUAUUCGGAAGCCGGGACGGGUCUCCACAGGUGGUCGCAGCCUGCUGGCGAAGUCACCAUUGACUCCCCCCAGUCUGCUCAAUGGCAGUGGAGAGUCAGUCGCAGUCGUGAACAGUGGUCAUCUGAGCCUACCCUCACCGCCCCAAAGCAGGAACUCCUCGGCCCAAGGCUCCUACGCAACGAGUGCAACCACCUUCGAAGAUAUCGGGGACGAAGAGUCGAGGGGUCGAUCAGAUAAUAAGACAAAUACGGACCGGCACUCAACCCAUAAAGAUGGCAAAGGGAACGUCCUUGUCAGUGUACGAGUGCGGCCGGAUGUUGGGACAAGCGACGGCAAGCAAGAGUUGGAAUGGGAGAUCAACGGCAAACGCUCACUUGUCUCAUAUAAAGGCCGGGAGGGCGGAGAGUACAUUUAUGACAAUGUGUUUGACACCCAAGACAAUAACGCCCGAGUGUAUGAUGCCGCCGCUAAGCGGCUGGUCCGACGGGUGAUGGAAGGCUAUCACGGGACUGUGUUCGCCUAUGGCAUGACCGGAACGGGUAAGACCUUCUCAAUGCAAGGAACCGCCACAAACCCAGGUGUGAUUCCAUUGGCGAUCACCGACAUUUUCUCCUACAUCCGAGAGACACCACAUCGGGAGUUCCUUCUGAGAGUCAGCUACCUGGAAAUCUACAAUGAAAGGAUCCAUGAUCUACUUACCGGACCCGUCGCAGCGGGACUAAAUGGCCAGCCGACUCAACAGGAGGAGAUCAAGCUCAGGGAGGAUAGUAAGCGCGGGGUAUACGCGACGCCCUUAAAGGAAGAGAUUGUGCAAAGUCCAACACAACUCCUUAGAGUUAUCGCUCGGGGUGACAACGCACGGCGAGUGGCUGGAACACAGUUCAACGCCCGCAGUUCACGAAGUCAUGCGGUGGUUCAGAUCGUCGUUGAGAGUCGAGAGCGUGCGCCAGGUGGAUUAGCCAGCUUGAAGGAAAACAAGCGGUCGGCAAUGGCUCCGGGUGGUGUCCGUGUUUCCACCCUCAGUUUGAUCGACUUGGCAGGUUCUGAAAAGGCUGCCGACAACAAGGAGAGACGGACAGAAGGAUCGCACAUCAAUAAGAGUCUUCUGACUCUCGGAACGGUCAUCGCACGUCUAUCUAGCGAUAAGGACAAGGCAGCGUCGGACAAAGACAAGGACAAGCCAAGCAAGGACCAAGGAAAGCACUUGCCAUACAGAGACAGCAAGCUUACCCGACUGCUACAACCCGCUCUAUCUGGAAACUCUCUUGUGAGUAUUCUCUGCACGAUUCAGAUUGGGUCAAGUGGAAGUAUUGCGGCAGCCCACAGUCACACCGGUGAAACCCUGAAUACUCUGAAAUUUGCUUCAAGAGCAAAGAAUAACAUCAUCAGUCAUGCUAAGAAGGCAGAUGAGUCCCUCGGCUCCGGUGGAGAUGCUGGUAGCCGAGCGUUGCUUGACCGCUACCGCGUGGAAAUCCAGGAGCUACGUAAACAGCUCGAGGAACAAAAUAAGGCAAAAGAUAACAAAGACGGGAAUGAGGAGGAGAAGGAACGAGAGAAAGAUGAGGAAGAGGAGAAGGCACGUGAGUUAGAAGACCGACAUCGACACGAAGAACAGAUGCUUGAGAUGCAGCUCGCCCGCACUGCGCUCAAGGAACGAAUUGAGCACCUGAACCGGCUGAUUCUAAGUUCGAAAUCUUUGGGUGUGAAUGCCACUAACCGAUCUUUCUCAUCGAUGAGUCUUCGCGAUCGCGGGUCUGUUCUUAGCAAUGGCGACUUCCAGCCGAUUUCAGUGCGUUCGUCAUCAGCAAGCCACGCUACCCUUGAAGUACCGGGCCGUACAGGCUCUCAAGCCGUGUUCCCCUCAAUACCCUUGGAAGGCUCCGAAGAGGACGACUCACUUGGAGAGAAUGGAGACGGCACGGCCAGCCAUACAGCGCAGAUCCAUGCACUACAGACAGACCUCGCGGACAAGAACCGGUAUAUCAGCACUCUAGAAAAGCGACUGUUGCAAGCUCGACGUUCUAGCCACUCACGUGUUUCAAUGAGUCUCACUCAAAAAAUGUCAGGGAGCAGUGAAGACGGAGGGCUAAUCGCCACCAUCGCGGAGAAGGAUGCAGAAAUCUCCAAUCUUCGCGCUCAGCUUGACGACAAAGAAAAGAUGAUUGCAGCGCUGACGUCGGCGGGCAAGAAACGUGAGAAUGCACACGAGGUUGGUAGUGACGGCUCGCCGGGAAGUCGGAGAACGUCACACCAACGCAGCGAGGGCAGUACCUGCAGCUUAAAAGUAAAGAGCUCACCGAUCAGCCCAGUUGGGUUCCUUUCCAAUCCUAAAUCGGAGCGAGAGCUAGCAGACGUGACGAGGAUGUUAGAUGAGAUGAUCUCAGGACGUGUCGACCAUGCCAAUGGCGCACGACGGAUGAGCCUCCCACCCGUCAAUGAGGACAGGUGA